Molecule: messenger RNA, 912 nt
Organism: Mobula hypostoma (lesser devil ray)
Lineage: Eukaryota; Metazoa; Chordata; Chondrichthyes; Myliobatiformes; Myliobatidae
Product: gamma-interferon-inducible lysosomal thiol reductase-like
Exons: 7
Coding region: 31-705 (224 amino acids)
Cellular component (GO): lysosome
Molecular function (GO): oxidoreductase activity, acting on a sulfur group of donors, disulfide as acceptor
Source: RefSeq, a predicted model, not a curated record
AUCAGACGACCAAGGGUUGUUGCUGGCAGGAUGAUGUUCCUGGUGGGGUUGCUUAUUCUGUCUCUUUGGGCAGUCAAGAGCAGAUGUACGCCAGCAGAAACUGGAAGAUGGCCGCCUGUGCACAUCAGUUUAUUCUACGAGUCCCUGUGUCCCGACUGCCGUGCGUUUAUGGAAGACGAACUCUGCCCGACGUGGGCGAGGAUGAAGGAGUUUCUGAACCUCACCCUCGUUCCAUUCGGCAAUGCUGAGGUGACCCAGAGCACCCCAAGCCAACAGUUCAGGUGUCAACAUGGGGAGAGAGAAUGUUUUGGAAACAUGAUCCAGAGCUGUAUGAUUUAUCACCUGAAGAACACAUCGUCUUACCUGCCAGUGAUCUGCUGCAUGGAGUCUGCCCGUACAGUGCUCAUGGCAGCACAGCAGUGCCUUCAAGAGCACGCGCCGUCCAUGAGCUGGGAGAUCAUCAGUGACUGUGUCGACGAAGACCUGGGCUCUCAGCUGAUGUAUCAGAAUGCUGAGAGGACCAGUGAACUGGAACCACCGCACAACUACGUCCCUUGGAUCUUGAUCAAUGGGGAGCACUCUGAGGACAUGCAGCACCAUGCGGAAACUGACCUCUUGGACCUAGUCUGUAGGACCUACACAGGUCCCCCACCGAUGGUUUGUGAUCAAAGUGUCAACACCAAACACUCAAAGCUCGAAACAUAGCUGUCCUGCCAAGUGGGAAGCUUUAAUUAAUAACCUUCGCUCUAUCUUCCACCAUUUUGUUACUCUUUUCAGAUGUUAUACUAUGUUCUGUGUAUCUGAUUUUGAAGAUGAAAACUAUUAAAUCAGAAGGAAUCUUUAUGAUUCAGAUUGUCCGAUUUUUGUUUUUUUUCUAAUAUCUUCUUUAUUCUGUAACCAAAUUAAAUAGGA